CGGAUCGGGACGAGACUUCAGAGCGCUUAAGGAGGACUGGGAAGCGGAUCCUGUUUGUUUUCGUAGAGAAAAUGGUUUCUCUCUCCGCUUUCAGCCUCACCUGCGGACUCCUGGUCCUCCUGUGUUCCGGCCUCGCGGCGCUCGCGGCCUCGGACGUGUUUGAAACCGUUCUGGGGAGCACCGCGUCCUGCCGCGGCUCCUGUGAAAUGACCUAUAGUCUGCAUACGUACCCGCGGGAGGAGGAGCUGUACGCCUGCCGGAGGGGCUGCCGCCUCUUCUCCAUCUGCCAGUUCGUUCGUGACGGCGGGGAUCUGAACCGGACCAAGUCCGAAUGUGAAGCCACCUGCCAGGAGGCCUACAGCCAGUCCGAGGAGCAGUUUGCCUGCAGCCUGGGCUGCCAGAACCAGCUUCCGUUCGCAGAGCAGAGGCACGAGCAGCUGGAGAUCAUGGUGCCCAGGAUCCACCUCCUGUACCCCCUCACGCUGGUCAGAGGCUUCUGGGAUGACGUCAUGAGUCAGGCCCACAGCCUCAUCACCUCCACCUGGACCUUUUACCUCCAGGCUGAUGAUGGAAAAGUGGUCAUUUUCCAGGCUGAACCUCAGGUGAAGGUUUUCCCCUGGUUUGGUCCGGACAGCAGAGCUGAAGACGACCUGCAGCAGAUCUCUCCCGGACUCGGCAGACCCGUCUACAGGGAAUACGACCGCGCACUCAUCCAGGAGCGAGACAGAGACGUGACCGGCGUCCAGAGCUUCUACGACGAAUACAACCUCUUCAGCUGUCUCUCAAGGAACCCCUGGCUGCCUGGAUGGAUCCUGACCACCACUCUGGUCCUGUCGGUGUUGGUCCUCGUUUGGAUCUGCUGUGCUACCGUGGCGACGGCUGUGGACCAGUAUGUUCCUUCAGAGAAACUCAGCAUCUAUGGAGACAGCGAGCAUCUCCCAGAGAAGAAGCUGACCCCUUACCCAGCAUCCUCUCUGCUCAUCAUCACCUCCAAAGGGCUGGAUGAAAAGGCAGGACCCCUCCCUACCAAGGUGGACCUGAACCGGUCCAGCAUUUAGACGCUGCUGUGCAGAAGAGAACGUGGUUGAUUUGAAACUUCUGCUCUAACCCUGCAGUGCUGAUGGCUGUUUUCUAUCGAGUGUCUUUCCUCCAUCUCACCUUCAGGGAAACAAACGUGUUUUUAUAUGAUUGAGGCAUUAGGACAUGGUGGUGGACGUGAAGACGGUUUUUCAUUGUUAGCUCCCUGCUUUAUUUUAUUUCUAUUAAAGGUUUGAAUUCUGACAUGUUUCCUCCUGCUCAGUAAAACCUGCUUAUGGAUGUGGCUCUGAAGAUCUCCAUGUGGACGGUACAGAGAGGAACGCUCUCCGGCUUCAGUGUUCUCUUAAUGACGAGUCAGAAUAAACAUGACAGUCUCUGUUCUGAUUUUAUUCCUUUAAAAACAUCUCGGAAGAAGCAUUCCUUCAGCAGCGACUCGGCUGCGUUUCCCCCAGUCCGUGUUUGUGACUCGGAUCUAAAGGUUCAUUUAUGGCAGUGGUUCCUGGUUUCUAUCCUUUCGGAUCUCCUGCCGUUAAGCUGCAAUAAUAAAAUGACAACGGUCCAACA
Messenger RNA from Oryzias latipes (Japanese medaka), 1602 nucleotides. It is a transcript of the gene tmem59, whose product is annotated as transmembrane protein 59. The record is from RefSeq and is a predicted model, not a curated record. Gene Ontology annotation, biological process: positive regulation of autophagy. NCBI's taxonomy places the organism in Eukaryota, Metazoa, Chordata, Actinopteri, Beloniformes, Adrianichthyidae. Gene Ontology annotation, cellular component: late endosome; lysosome.